GAAAUAUUCUCCACGCUACAUUUUUAGAACUUCCUCGAAAAAGACGCAUUCGUUGUCUUCCCUUCCAUUGAAGAGGAGGACGCUGCAACCUCCGAGAUCCAGCUUCUACCCCGAAAUCCACUCACUCGCGCUUCAGACAUUCCGAACCCUGAAUAUAAUUUCGAUCAUGUCAUUUUCUUAUCUGUCAAGAAUGGACAUUCCUGAGCUCUCGACAUACCAGCCUCGUACAAUUAAUGUGGUUGACGAAGACUCCGAAGAAGCUUGGCUUAAAGCAACAGAAUACCGGCCUCUGACCAUAAGGCGCUACCUGUUGAACUUUUGUGCAAUUGUUGAUGGCAUUCACGCAGCUAUCUAUGGGCUACACCGUCGCGAUAAGUGGGAGGCAAUUCGCAAUGCUCUUGAAGAGAUCAUCAACAUUAGCCAAGAAGUGGGAGCACAGAAUAUGGUAUGUGCAGCGAACGAGAUGCUGAAGCUUCUGGACGAAAAAGAUUACGAAAGUGUAAAGAACAAAGGUGUGAAGGAGCUUUGGGAGCAAUAUGAACUCCUAUACAAACCCGGGUUGGAUCUAAACUCGAAUUCCUUCAACUUGGGAACGGUAGAGAUUGGGGAAGGACGACCCAGCCGAGUAGCGACAGGUCAUCUACCGAAAUCGAGAGAGGUGGGAAAGCCUACGGAUCGAAGACUUAGAACGAAUUGACCAUUAUACACGUUAUGCUUCGGAUGUAGGAAGGCAAAAAGCAUGAACUAGAUCUUCCACACCAUGAUUCACAAAUAGACUGAUUGAUCCAGGUAGCGACAGGCUCCAAUCGAAAGGUACGGAUCAGCAGGAAUGGAGAUAUGCUAAGUUGGUUGACACUUGCAUUCAAUUUGGCAGCUUAUCAAUUGAAAUCACUUUUCUACAGAGUAUUUUAUUUGGAUGCUCUGGAUAUGUUUAUGUAUCCCAUGGUGUGUUGCCUAGACAUAAUUUAAUCCGUUCGCUACGAUUACUUGUAUGAAGAAUCAACACUUUGUCCCGGAAUAAUGCAUGUUCUUGUUUGUUUUGAGCGCAAUUUUCCUCAAAUAUUCGUAUUGUGUUGCAAUCGUCUUGUUUGAAAUGAAUUUCAAACACACCC
Molecule: messenger RNA, 1112 nt
Organism: Cuscuta campestris
Lineage: Eukaryota; Viridiplantae; Streptophyta; Magnoliopsida; Solanales; Convolvulaceae
Source: the annotation of a GenBank genome assembly